Messenger RNA from Dermacentor silvarum, 582 nucleotides. RefSeq names its product nuclear pore complex protein DDB_G0274915-like. The record is from RefSeq and is a predicted model, not a curated record. The transcript has a single exon. The coding region runs from base 1 to 582 and encodes 193 amino acids. Lineage: Eukaryota; Metazoa; Arthropoda; Arachnida; Ixodida; Ixodidae.
AUGUCCUCAAGUGGGUCAUCGAGUGCGCCAAGCGACAAGGAGCUGCCAAGCAGUGGGGCCAAGUCGUCGGGGUCGGGACACGCGAGGCCAGGUCACCAGGACGAACAGGGAGAGCGUCGGCCGGUGACCACGGCAGCGGCUUUGUCCCACGAAGGCGGGCACGACUCACCUACCGUGCAGGCAAGGAUGUCCCGCGUCAACCUGGUCUGCUGCGCUCUGCUGGUUCUGCUGGUGCCGGGUUUGCUAGGAUCGGCGCUAACACUGAUCGCCCUGCCGAGCUGCCUUAACAGAAAGGAAGAGAGUGAUGCUACGGGCACCGUCGCCGCGAUUCCGUGCGUGCCCAAACCUACGGGGCAUCAGGCACCCGCCACACCGGCAACAACCCCUGCAACCACCGCCUCUUCGUCCUCGACGCCUUCGUCCUCGACCCCUUCGUCCUCGACCCCUUCGUCCUCGACUCCUUCGUCCUCGACCCCUUCGUCCACGACCCCUUCGUCCGCCAUCAAUGCUGGCACCCGCGUUGCAUCGGCACUUCUUGGUACGGACACAGCUGCCUGUUGGCAAAGGAGAUAUGUGGCUUAG